Molecule: messenger RNA, 1249 nt
Organism: Pteronotus mesoamericanus
Lineage: Eukaryota; Metazoa; Chordata; Mammalia; Chiroptera; Mormoopidae
Gene: TXNDC9
Product: thioredoxin domain containing 9
Exons: 5
Coding region: 158-838 (226 amino acids)
Biological process (GO): microtubule cytoskeleton organization
Cellular component (GO): cytoplasm
Source: RefSeq, a predicted model, not a curated record
UCAGGGCCUUAGCCAAUCUGGAGGCGAAAGUGACGGCUGGUUAGUAGCCACUAGCGGCUGCUGCGAAGCUGAAGCCUGAGUAAACUGUUCCGGAGCCGCUCGUCCGUCCUUUCUCAGGUGUCACCGAGAGCUCAGCAGCAAGGCAGAACUGUGAAGAAUGGAAGCUAAUGCAUCUGUUGACAUGUUUUCAGAAGUCCUGGAAAAUCAGUUACUUCAGGCUACCAAACUAGUGGAAGAACAUUUGGAUGCUGAAAUUCAGAAACUGGAUCAGAUUGAUGAGGAUGAAUUGGAACACCUUAAAGAAAAGAGACUUGAGGCACUAAGGAAAGCUCAGCAGCAGAAACAAGAAUGGCUUGCGAAAGGACAUGGGGAAUACAGAGAAAUCCCUAGCGAAAGAGACUUUUUUCAAGAAGUCAAAGAGAGUAAAAAAGUGGUUUGCCAUUUCUACAGAGACUCCACAUUCAGGUGUAAAAUAUUAGACAGACAUUUGGUGAUACUGUCCAAGAAACAUCUGGAGACCAAAUUUUUGAAGCUGAAUGUGGAAAAGGCACCUUUCCUUUGUGAGAGACUAAGGAUCAAAGUCAUUCCCACACUAGCACUUGUAAAAGAUGGAAAAACACAAGAUUACGUCGUUGGAUUUACUGACCUAGGAAAUACAGAUGACUUUACCACAGAAACAUUAGAAUGGAGGCUUGGUUGUUCUGAUAUUCUUAAUUACAGUGGAAAUUUAAUGGAGCCACCAUUUCAGAGCCAAAAGAAAUUUGGAACAAACUUCACAAAGCUGGAAAAGAAAACAAUCCGAGGAAAGAAAUAUGAUUCGGACUCUGAUGAUGAUUAGAGAGCAGUUAUAAUUGUUUGUAAAUUGUCUUUAUUUCUGCUUACUUUAGAAUUAGAUGUGUUUUAUAAAUUCUGUUGAUUUUGAUACAUUGGUCAUCUAAUGGUCAUAUUCUAGUUUUAUACAGUUGCAUCACAUUGAAAGACAUCUUUAAUAUUUUCUUGUGGAGCUCAUUUAAGUUGUGGAAAACUGCUAAGUUCUUAAAUUAUCUGGGUAGGGCCUGGAUUCUCUUAUUUUUAUGAUUGAUUUUAUCACUGGAUUGGAAAUAGAAAUUCAAUGAACUAUUUCAGAACUACUACUCACGCAUUAUUUACUUUAUACCACAGGUCAAGUAACAUUUACUGGUGUAACACACUGCACUUCUAAAUGAUAAAAACUCUUGACUUCUGGAAUAUAUUUACAUAACUAUUAAAG